Messenger RNA from Aspergillus ochraceoroseus IBT 24754, 1355 nucleotides. RefSeq lists its product as uncharacterized. The record is from RefSeq and is a predicted model, not a curated record. Lineage: Eukaryota; Fungi; Ascomycota; Eurotiomycetes; Eurotiales; Aspergillaceae. The transcript has a single exon. The coding region runs from base 500 to 1072 and encodes 190 amino acids.
GGUCAAUUGGUGGUUUCGAUGACGCCAAGCUAAUAUUCCCAUUGAGAAGAGCUAUUGGUCAGUUCAACUAAUUUUCUUGCCGAAAGACUACUACUCCGUAGGUAAUUGCGAUGUUAGACGACGACAAUCUACCAGCGCGUGGAAAUAGUGUCGGGCCGUCUCUAAAUGUACAGAGCCUCAGUACUCCGUACGAAACCAACAAAACCAGGUUUUAACUCAGCCAAAUAAUCAUACAUGAUAUUUAACGUAUAAGAAUCAAUCCAAUAACGUCUUACUGAAUGCCAUAAAUCCAUCUAGUAUCGGGUCCAACAGCUCUAAAACCACGGCCCAUCCAUCCACCAUCUUCUAGAACCUUACUAACGCCACAACUCCACCACCAACUUUCCUUCCCCGAAAAUUCCAGAACCACCUUCACUCAUAGGUAUCUCUCCACCACCACCACACCUUAUCAUAUACAGUACUAUAAUUCCAGGCCAGCCACAUACAACAUAUAAUGCGCAUGUCUCUCACCACGCUAACCCGAACAACAACCACCCUCCUCCACCUCCUCCUCUCCCUGCCUCUGCGCGCAUCCACAACAUCAAGUACACCUCCGCUUGCGCUUGCGCUCUCGCUGUCCCAAUCACCAACCCGAUCCUUCUCCUCAACAUCAACUCUCCUCCAGCAGUGCCCUGCAACAAACCUAUCCCCACACUCAUUCCCAUCAUCCUCGAACACAACCGCAACCGCAAACACAUACUCGACAAUGUCGCAACCAACCCAAGAACCCCCAACCCCCAACCCAGAACCAAGAGACGCAGAAAACCAAAAACCCACCCAAGAACCCCCGCUUCUCGCCCUCCCGUCUGCGGAAGAACCGGCGAACUUCAAACUCGACCUCAGCAGCGGCGACUCCACAGUGAAGCUCGACCAUCUUGGUCCCCUUGUCGUGAACCAGGACGGAACACUCUCGCGGAUUGGGAACUGGGCGCAGAUGACGGAGCUGGAGAAGAAGAACACGCUGAGGGUUCUGGGGAAGCGGAAUAAGGCUAGAUUGGAGGCUUUGAAGGCCAGCCAGGCGGGAGAGGAUUAAGUAUUGUUGGAUUUUUGUUUUUGGGUGGUGAGAAUGGAGAGACCUUGUCUUGGGUUAUAUAGUGUGGUUAUAGAAAGUGUGUACAGUGGGGGAUUUUUUUUAGAGCGACGCAUAUCUACUACAUGCAUGUUUAUUUUAGAUUAUGGUGUUUACAGGUAAGUGUUUGAUUUGUAUUCGUGUAUCGUAACCUGUUGUGUGUGUGUGUGUGUGUGUGUAUAUAUACUUUAUAUUGAUACUCAUACUUACACUGUACUGGACUUUCACUUGAAUAUCCAAUCUCCAA